CUACAUUCUACCUGACGAACCCCACGAUUAUGAUGGAGAAUUUGUUGAGGAGGGAGUGGCCAACUGGUGUAAUUUUGGACGAAGUGAAGGUCCUAAACUAGAUCCUCGAAGCGUGUCUACGCGUUCUUGUGCAGUGUGUGAAAAUUUUGAAGCAAUUUGCAGGGGCGAGUUUGUUACCGUUUAUCAUACGAGGACGGAAGCAGCAAGUUUGAUGGCCGUCGUUUCGCAUUCUCGUAGUGGUUCAUCAGUGGUAUUUGCAAAGCAUUACUUUAUCCCCAUCUUCGAUCCCUGCUCACUGCUUUCUUCGGCUUGCAGGCAAUUCUGCUCGAAUCAGAGUGAAACUACUAGCAAGGAUGACGAAAUUGACAAAGAUGAUAAACCCAAAUCAUCCACCAAAUUGAACACGGCCAAAGCCAUGGCUAGGUUUAUCAAUUACAAACCUUGGUCAAAUGAGCUGGCAUCCUCUUUAUCUUCACUUUCUCCCCCUCUGUCGAAAAACAUGGUGCUUCAAACUCUUCGCCUUAUCGAACAUUCAUCAAAGGCCUUUCAAUUCUUUAAGUGGGUACACGAUAUGGGGUUCUCUCACAAUGACCAAUCAUACUUCUCAAUGCUUGAAAUUUUGGGCCGUGGAAGAAACCUUAAUGUAGCUCGGAAUUUUUUGUUUUCAAUUGAGCUAAGAUCCAAUGGUGCUGUUAAGCUUAAUGAUCGAUUCUUUAAUAGCUUAAUUAGGAGUUAUGGUCAAGCUGGGUUGUUUGAAGAGUCGAUGAAGCUUUUUCAGACUAUGAAGACAACGGGUGUUUCACCAUCUGUGAUCACAUUCAAUAGUCUUUUGUCUAUAUUGCUUAGACGGGGUCGAACGAAUAUGGCCAACGAUCUUUAUGACGAAAUGCUCAGAACGUAUGGAGUUGCACCAGACACGUGUACAUACAAUAUUUUGAUCAGAGGGUUUUGUAAGAACUCCAUGGUUGAUCAAGGUUUUCGAUUUUUCAAUGAAAUGUCACGCUUCAAUUGUGAUGCUGAUAUUAUUACAUAUAAUACACUAGUUGAUGGCUUGUGUAAAGCCGGAAAGGUCAAAAUAGCACAUAAUUUAGUGAAGGGUAUGAGUAAGAAAAGCAAGGAUUUGAAUCCUAAUGUUGUGACUUAUACAACUUUAAUUAGAGGCUAUUGUAUGAAACAAGAAUUAGAUGAGGCCUUGCUUAUAAUUAAGGAUAUGACUGGUCAAGGGCUCAAGCUAAACAAAAUUACUUACAAUACUCUGAUUAAAGGGCUCUGUGAAGCCCGGAAAUUAGAUAAGAUAAAAGAUAUUUUGGAACAAACCAUAGGAGAUGGGGAAUUCAGUCCAGACACAUGUACCUUCAACACAUUAAUUCAUGCACAUUGCAGUGCAGGAAACUUAGACGAGGCAUUAAAGGUGUUUGAGAGAAUGAAAAACUUGCGGGUCCUAGCAGACUCAGCCACUUACAGUGUUCUGCUACGGAGCCUGUGUCAGAGAGAGGACUAUGAUAUGGCAGAAAUGCUAUUUGACGAGUUGGAUGAGAAGGAAAUUUUGUUGAGUAAGUUUGGCUCUAAGCCUCUUGCUGCUGCUUACAACCCUAUGUUUCAGUAUCUUUGUGAACAUGGGAAAACUAAGAAGGCUGAGAGGGUGUUUAGACAGCUAAUGAAAAGGGGAACACAAGACCCUCCGUCCUACAGGACAAUGAUUAUGGGGCACUGUAAGGAAGGUUCUUAUGAAGACGGAUAUGAGCUUUUGAAGUGGAUGUUAAGACAGAAUUUUCUUCCAGAUGUUGAGAUAUAUGAUUGUUUGAUUGAUGGUUUUCUUCAGAAGGAGAAACCUCUUCUUGCAAAAGAGGCAUUGGAGAAAAUGAUAAGGAGUUCCUAUCUUCCCAAAACAUUGACCUGGCACUCUGUACUGGCAAAGCUAUUGGAAAAAGGUUGUACCCAUGAAUCUGCCAGUUUUAUUGUCAUGAUGCUAGAUAAAAGAAUUAGACAAAAUAUAAAAUUUUCAACCAUGAGUUUACAGCUGCUUUUUGGCCGUGGACUAAAGGACAGAGCAUUUGAAGUUUUAGAGUUGCUUUACAAGCAUGGGUACUGUGUUAAAAUAGAUGAACUAGUUCAAUUUCUUAUACACAGAGGAAAGCUAUCAGAGGCAUGCAAAAUGUUGGCAUUUUGUAUUGAAAGUCAUCAAAAUGUUGAUCUUGAUUUGUGCAAUGCUGUUAUUUUGGGCAUUUGUAAAAGGAGAAAGGUCUCGGAAGCUUUUGGUUUAUGCUAUUUCUUGGCGGAGAAAGGCUUACAUCAGGAAUUGACAUGCCUAGACGAACUGGUAUCUGCUCUAGAGGCUGAAGGAAGAUCAGAUGAAGCUGCAUUUGUAUCCAAGAGGAUGCAAAGGCAAGAAUUAUCAGGCAGAUCUUCACAGAUUGAGUUUGAGGUAGGUCAGGAUUCUGUACACUGCUUCCAUGUGUUCUUCCUGAGGUUGGUGCAUAAAUUGGCUUACCACGCCGACUGCAUAGCUAAUGUUAGGUCGUGUAUGGGUCAAGUAGAUCAGUUUUCCCACAAGUCUUCUAUACCUUUCUGCGUCAACUGGCUGUUCCGGUUGAGGUGUAGGUUUUGGGGUUUCCGAUUCAGGUUUAGGUAUUUCUUCUUGUGGUAUGGAGGGUUCAGAUCUGAUACGGGUUCUUUGUCUUCAACUUCAGCAACUUUGGAAGAUGCCAUCGACAAGUUUGUCUUCUCCGUCCUUUGCAACAGCCAUCUUACGAAGCAUUUGAAGUUCUUCUCUGGUCAAGUGGUCUCCAUCAUCACUUCUUUCCUCGGAGGAGGUGUGAUGGCUCUUUCCAUCUUGUCGUUGUUUCUGUCUCCCUGUGACAUAAGGGCCGUUGGGAUGGUUCCUUUGGAGAUAGGCAUAUUGCAAACAGACCCAAAAGGGGUGGGAAAUCCGAUGGAUUCAUCUUCUGGAUCGAAGGAGAUAUUGUGGCGGCGCGCUGGCGAAGGCGAGUGGGCUUCAUGCGCGGCUCCGUUUGACGUCGGCUUCCGGGGAUGCGCCGAUCGGAGGUUUCCGGUGAGAUCUGGAGUGUCGGUGGACGGCAACUUCUCGCUGAAGAAGAAGAAGAAGAAGAAGAAGAAGCUGGGGCAGCAGCAGCAAUCUGGCGCUGCUGCAACACACAGGGGUAAGCGUGCGCCAACACCUGGGAAGGCAACAGUGCUUGCAAUAGGGAAAGCAUUCCCAAGCCAAAUCAUCCCGCAAGAAUGUUUGGUGGAAGGAUACAUUCGUGACACCAAAUGUGCUGAUUCUUACAUCAAAGAAAAAUUGGAACGUCUCUAUACACACGGUGAUUCGAAGGAGAUCCUGGACAAAUAUCCUGAGCUAGCCACCGAGGGAUCGCCAACGAUCAAACAAAAGCUCGAGAUAGCGAACCCGGCGGUGGUGGAGAUGGCCACCAGAGCCAGCCAUGCUUGCAUCAAGCAAUGGGGAAGGUCUGCACAGGACAUAACCCACAUAGUAUACGUCUCUUCCAGCGAGAUUCGCCUUCCCGGCGGCGACCUCUACCUCGCGAACCAGCUCGGCCUUCGAAACGACGUCGGCCGUGUCAUGCUCUACUUCCUUGGUUGUUACGGCGGCGUCACUGGCUUGAGAGUCGCCAAGGACAUCGCCGAGAACAAUCCUGGCAGUAGGGUUUUGCUCACUACCUCUGAAACUACCAUUCUAGGAUUCCGCCCUCCCAACAAAGAAAGACCUUACGAUCUUGUCGGCGCCGCUCUUUUCGGCGACGGUGCUGCUGCUGCCAUAGUAGGAGCAAACCCUAUAACCGGCGAGGAUCCAUUCAUGGAAUUAAACUACGCUGUUCAACAAUUCUUACCGGAAACACAUGGUGUGAUUGAUGGGAAGCUCUGUGAAGAAGGCAUUAACUUCAAGCUUGGAAGAGAUCUUCCUCAGAAGAUUGAAGCUAACAUCGAAGAAUUCUGCAGAAAGCUGAUGGCGAAGAGCAAUAAAAAUAAAGUGAAAGGGUUUAACGACUUAUUCUGGGCUGUUCAUCCUGGAGGACCUGCGAUUCUGAACAAGCUUGAAAGUACUCUGAAACUAAGCAGUGAGAAGCUGGAAUGUAGCAGAAGGGCAUUAAUGAACUACGGGAAUGUUAGCAGUAACACCAUUUUUUAUGUGAUGAUGGAGCUCAUGAAGGAGUAUCUGGAGAAAAUGAAGAAGGAGAGAGAAGAAUGGGGGUUGGCCUUAGCAUUUGGACCUGGUAUUACUUUUGAAGGCAUUCUCAUGCGAAGUCUGUCUUGAAAACUACUGGAAGUUGCAGAAGGAAGAAGAGGAGGAGGAGGAAGAAGAAGAAGGAAGGAAGGAAGAAGAUGUACCCAAU
Molecule: messenger RNA, 4355 nt
Organism: Neltuma alba
Lineage: Eukaryota; Viridiplantae; Streptophyta; Magnoliopsida; Fabales; Fabaceae
Biological process (GO): polyketide biosynthetic process
Molecular function (GO): acyltransferase activity, transferring groups other than amino-acyl groups; protein binding
Source: RefSeq, a predicted model, not a curated record